This is a messenger RNA of Cyprinus carpio (common carp), 9704 nucleotides long. RefSeq names its product ELKS/Rab6-interacting/CAST family member 1-like. NCBI's taxonomy places the organism in Eukaryota, Metazoa, Chordata, Actinopteri, Cypriniformes, Cyprinidae. The transcript has 20 exons. Bases 412 to 3864 code for a protein of 1150 amino acids. Gene Ontology annotation, cellular component: cytoskeleton of presynaptic active zone. Gene Ontology annotation, molecular function: structural constituent of presynaptic active zone. The record is from RefSeq and is a predicted model, not a curated record. Gene Ontology annotation, biological process: neuromuscular synaptic transmission; regulation of synaptic plasticity; maintenance of presynaptic active zone structure.
GUGUCGGGCACGCGCAUCCCGGUUUGUUACGUCACUUGAAGCGCCCUGGCUGGUAGAUCUGGCAAAGAGAGGGAGAAAACGACAGAAGUACUCUAAAACAGGGCUAUCAGCUCUCAAAGUGAUAACGGUCCGUCUACAACAAUAGAUACAGGCACAGCCAUCUCACCAAACCGGACUAACCUCUUGUGGAAGAAGGAAUAUAACAUGACCAGAUUAAACAGAUAAAACCAGCCACUCUUCAACACCCAGAAUCAUAUGGUGAAAAUGAAACAUCUGCAUCUUUAAAUGCUUUAAAUAAGCCAAAAGUAGAUCACAGACCCUUCAAGAUUUACAGAAAUCAACUAAUUAGUCCAUAUCAUCCUUUUCUCUUCACUUUUGCCCUUCUCCGGUCAAAAACCGGUCAAAACCGCCAUGUACGGCAGUGGCCGAUCCGUGGGCAAAGUGGAGGGCAACCACAGUGGGGGGAGCAAUCAGAGUCCUGGUCGCUCGCCCCGUCUCCCUCGCUCGCCCCGUCUGGGUCACCGCCGCACCAACAGCACAGGGGGCAGCGGAGCUGGAGCGGGAGGUCCAGGUGGUAAAACCCUUUCCAUGGAGAACAUCCAGUCUCUCAACGCUGCCUAUGCCACAUCUGGCCCCAUGUACAUGAGUGACAAUGAGGUAGUGGUGUCUGGCCCGGACCUGCCGAAGAGCACCAUGACACUGGGCCGCUCGGGAGGACGGGUGCCUUAUGGCGUCCGAACGACCGUCAUGGGAUCCAGCCCAAACAUCUCCGCCGGGGCUCCCGGCUCCGUUUCCACUGAUGCUAUCGCGUUCGGAGACCACCAUAUGCCUUCUACCCUUGCGUCCACUGUGCCUCAUUCGCUGCGCCAGGCACGGGACAACACCAUCAUGGACCUGCAGACCCAGCUCAAGGAGGUGCUUAGGGAGAACGAGCUCCUGCGGAAGGAGGUGGAUGUGAAGGAGAGCAAACUCAGCUCUUCCAUGAACUCCAUUAAGACGUUCUGGAGCCCCGAGCUGAAAAAAGAGCGUGCCCUGCGCAAGGAUGAGGCGUCGAAGAUCACUGUGUGGAAAGAGCAGUACAGAGUCAUCCAGGAGGAGAACCAGCAUAUCCAGAUGACCAUCCAGGCCCUCCAGGACGAGCUGCGGAUCCAGAGAGAUCUGAACCAGCUGUUCCAGCAGGACCCCAGCGUUCGUCCUGGCGAGCCCCUGACCGCCGAGCUGACUGAGGAGAACUUCCAGCGGCUGCACGGUGAGCAUGAGCGGCAGGCAAAGGAACUCUUCCUCCUGAGGAAGACUCUGGAGGAGAUGGAGCUGCGAAUCGACACGCAGAAACAGACACUGUGCGCCCGAGACGAAUCCAUCAAGAAGCUCCUGGAGAUGUUGCAGAGCAAAGGGCUGUCGGCCAAGGCCAACGAGGAGGACCACGAGCGGACACGGAGGUUGGCCGAUGCCGAGAUGCAUAUCCAUCACCUGGAAAGCCUUUUGGAGCAGAGAGAGAAGGAAAUAGUCUUGCUGAGGGAGGAUCUCCACCGACGAUUUGAGGGGGCUCCAGAAUCUGCCAAAACCAAGGCCCUGCAGACUGUCAUUGAGAUGAAGGAUUCUAAGAUCAGUUCUCUGGAGCGCAGUCUGAGGGACCUGGAGGACGAGAUACAGAUGCUCAAGUCAAACGGGGCUCUCAGCACAGAGGAGAGAGAGGAGGAGAUGAAACAGAUGGAGGUCUACCGCAGUCACUCCAAGUUCAUGAAGAAUAAGAUUGACCAGGUGAAGCAGAAUCUCUCCAGGAAGGACACUGAGCUCUUGGGCCUGCAGACUAAACUGGAGACGCUCACCAAUCAGUUUUCUGACAGCAAACAGCACAUCGAUGUACUCAAAGAGUCUCUCACUGCCAAGGAACAGCGUGCUGCUAUCUUGCAGACUGAGGUCGAUGCUCUGCGCUUACGUCUGGAGGAGAAGGAGGCUACGCUUAAUAAAAAGAGCAAGCAAAUACAGGAAAUGUCGGAGGAGAAGGGCACGCUGAAUGGAGAAAUUCACGACCUCAAAGACAUGCUUGACGUCAAGGAACGCAAGGUCAACGUGCUGCAGAAGAAGAUUGAGAACCUGCAGGAGCAGCUGAAGGAUAAGGAGAAGCAGAUGACCAGCCUGAAGGAGCGUGUCAGAUCCCUGCAGGCAGACACUUCAAACACGGACACGGCCCUCACCACGCUGGAGGAGGCCCUGGCUGAGAAGGAGCGUAUUAUCGAGCGUCUGAAGGAACAGAGGGAUAGAGACGAGCGAGAGAAGAGCGAAGAACUGGACAGCAGCAAGAAAGAGCUCAAAGAGCUGAAAGAGAAAGUCAGCUUACUGCAGGGAGAGCUGUCCGAUCGUGAGGGCUCUCUAUUGGACCUGAAGGAGCAUGCCUCGUCCCUGGCCUCCUCUGGACUGAAGAAGGACUCCAAGCUGAAGAGUCUCGAAAUCGCUCUUGAGCAGAAGAAAGAGGAAUGCACCAAACUUGAUAGCCAACUCAAGAAGCGCUCUGAGCUCAUGUCAGGCCAUCCCUUCAAUCUUGCUCAGUCUGUCGCGGUUGAGGCUCAGGCAAAUGCAGGACUGUCGGAGCGCAUUGGCACACUUGAGCAGGAGGUGGCGCGUUACAAGGAGGAUGCUGGGAAGGCACAGGCCGAAGUGGACCGACUCCUGGAAAUCCUCCGAGAGAUGGAGAAUGAGAAGAAUGACAAGGAUCGCAAGAUCAGCGAGCUGGAGAGGCAAAUGAAAGACCAAAGCAAGAAGGUUGCCAACCUGAAGCACAAAGAACAGGUGGAGAAGAACAAGAAUGCUCAGUUGAUGGAAGAGGCUCGUAAGCGAGAGGAUAAUAUCAAUGAGAGUUCUCAACAGAUCAAGGAUUCUCUGCAGCAGAAGGACGAGCGCAUCGAGGAGCUGGAGGAGGCCUUGCGUGAGAGCGUACAGAUCACGGCUGAGAGAGAAAUGGUGUUGGCACAAGAGGAAUCUGCUCGUGCAAACGCUGAGAAACAGAUGGCAGAGCUGUUGGCCGCCAUGGAAAAGGUGAAGCAAGAGUUGGAGUCCAUGAAGGCCAAGCUGUCGUCCACCCAGCAGUCCCUGGCGGAGAAGGAGGCUCACCUGACCACACUGAGGGCAGAGCGCAGAAAGCACCUGGAGGAAGUGCUGGAAAUGAAGUGCCACUCCUUGACGAGCUUCAUUUCCCAGAAAGCAAGCUCUGCCCUCCUCCCUCGUCUUCCUCCCUGGUUUUGUUUAGAGGCCCCAGCUGUGUUGCUUGCUGCAACUUUCCACACGUUUCCCAGGCAGGAGGCGCUGUUGGCAGCCAUCAGUGAGAAGGACGCCAACAUCGCUCUUCUAGAGCUGUCGUCCUCAAAGAAGAAGAAGACUCAAGAUGAAGUGGCUCUGCUGAAGAGGGAGAAAGACCGACUGGUACAUCAGCUCAAACAGCAGACGCAGAACCGCAUGAAGUUAAUAGCGGAUAACUAUGAGGAUGACCACCUCAAGGCCUCCAAUUCUGACCAGACCAAUCACAAACCCUCUCCAGAUCAGAUUAUCCCCCCACUCAUAGACCUCAAUCAGAACCGCAGUAAGCUGAAACUGUACAUCGGCCACCUCACAGCCCUGUGCCACGAGAGAGACCCCCACAUCCUGCAGGACCUGGCCCCACCCUCCGCAUACCACCACAGCCAACAGGACGCCUGGGAGGAGGAGCUCCAGAAGAUGAGCCCUGAACAGCUGCAAUCCGAGCUGGAGCAGUGUGAACGAGAGAGUGCCGAACUGCAGGAAUACGCAAACUCCGUCCUGCAACAGAUUGCCGAUCACUGUCCGGACAUCCUGGAGCAGGUGGUCAACGCUCUGGAGGAGUCCUGCUGACCGGACCAGAUCACGGAGCCGAGCCCUGCCUCCUCCUCCUCUUCCUGCUUCUCCUUCCCUUUCUUCUGUGUUUCACUUGAUUUCACAGGAUGCCAGCCCACAAACUCUCUCACCCUCACUCACAUGCACAAAUCAAAGGACAGACACAUACGGGAAAGACUGACAGCUCACAAGUCAAGUGCACGCUUGGAUUGGCUUCGGGGUGUGGGAAUGGUGGGCUUUCCUUCUGCCAUCCCCUACCACCACAUUCAUCCUCUCCGCACCUUCAGAAUCUUGUUUACGCUCACAUAAACAUGGGAAGGAAAAAAAUCAACAGCAUGAAAGCUUGGUAUUAUAAGACACAUUCACUCAUUUAGUUGUCUGUCUUGGAAACCCAUCCUUCAGGAGGUGAAGUUCUCUCUGUGAGGGUCAGGAAAUAGUCUCCUUAUCUUGAUAUACACUAUUGCCACAGCUUUUAAAAGCUGCAGGAUUUUGAAACCGUUUUGAAGCAAUUUAGAUUCCGUACCCCCCCCCUCCCUUUUUUCUAGAUGCUUUGUUACUGACGUUAAAUUAUGGGUCAUUUGCACAGGGCAAAACUCCUGCACUCUCGAACCAUCUGGUUUCACUCAAAAUUUGGUUAAUGCUCCGGUUGUGCCAGCAGACAGUCCGUGCGGACUUUAACAUACUUUUACUAUCGUAGUCAGUAGCGGGUUUAGAUUACUGCAACCCCCACCAUCUGGGAAUUUACUGUUGACUCGGUUACUGGCCGAUUUCCUUCUGAAGUCUCGUUCAUAAAAGUUCUGAAACGGACAAUAUGGGUAAUGUUAUCCCGCAUGCACCUGUCACCAGCUAAAGAAACCACAGACCUGGUUUGUGUCCGUUAAAGGUGAGAGGAAGAAAAUUAUUUGCCUUGGAAGUUGUAGGUUUAUUGCUGCUAACAUUUGUCUUUGCAUAUGGCAGGUUUGGUUCGGUUAUGUUUUUCUUUUUUCUAGCGGCCGGCUCUCUGAUGCUGAGGGCGGUAAAACAGAGGGUGAAUUGCCGACGCAGAUGUUGUGGACGCAGAAGUGCCUCAUCAUCAGAGAGCAGCUGCCACACAUCACUGGAAUAGGAAAAUAGGCACCUAUCACUCAUUCCGUACUUUGAAAACUAUGUUGUCUCACACUGGGAUGAAGACUGCCAGUAGUUUCUCAGUUUGCUCAGUUUUCCAAAGCAAAGGAUUGGAGACUACAGGAUUUUUCUUGAUGGAUAAGGUCAAAUAAGAGUAGCUGUUUAGAAACCCUCCUCUUUUAUUCCACUCUCUCGUUUUUGGAACAGUUGGAAGUUGUUUUUUGCGGUUGCUUUGUGAGAUAUCAUUAAGCUUUGAUCACAAGCAUCUCGCAUGUACCAUCAUGCACCUCUCUUUCUCUUUGGUUGGCUUCAUAUCAUCAUCCUCGGAGCUGGGCGUCUCUGUUAGCACAGCCGGCAGGUGUAUCCUCUUUCACUUUAUGGUUAUAUGGGUCUAUAUCCGUUGGCUUUGGGUGUCCGUUUCUGGACCGGCCACAGCAGUGAUAAGACACAACCUUAUUCAACUUGUGAUAAACCAUUGCUUUAAAGUCCAGAGUUGACUGCCCCUGUGGAUGACACUGGGUGUAACGUGCCCUCUGCUCUUUUCUCUAUAUAUCUCCUCAUCCCUCCCUCAUUCAUGCCUGUGUGUAGUUUUAUGACUCUGACCUGCUGUGCUGUGUUAGUCAUACUCCUCUCUGCACGAUAAGUCCGACAGACAAGACAAACAGCACGAGGUCACAGCGAAUAUAAUCAUCUAUCUCUCUCUCGCACGCUCUCAUAUCACUAUACCACCUCUCCUCAUGCCCAUACACACUAGUUAUGAGGGAACCUGCCACGUAUUGUUGGGCUAGAUGUUUUCUUCACCCAGAUUUGACUGACCUCUGGGUCAUACUGUGAGUCACUAAUCUAGUAGCUGUAACUAGUACUAGUAUAUUGUCCUCUAGAGAUUCAUAUUUGUUCAUCUCUGUGAAAGAUUUACUCUAAAAGAGGGUUUAAGUAGUUGGGCGAAUCUCAUAAAAACAUGGUCUGGUCACAUUGUACCCCAAAAUGAUAAGGAAAAAAUAAUAAGGAAUUAUAUGUUGUAUAAAAAGCAAGGAAACUAAAUUGUACUAUUUUCAUAAAAAAACAUAAAUUAAGUUGUAUUAUUAUUAUUGUAAUUAAUGUCUUAAUGGUAUUUCUCAUUAGAUUCUGAUUACAAAAAAUACUGUAUUACAGUUUUAAAAAAUCCUCCAAAACUCCCAAAUAAUAGUUAAAUAAGUGUAAAACAUUUUAUUUAAAUUUGCAUGAGAAUUGGUGGAAGAUAUCUUUAAUUGUCAUGAAACAUAGUAAAAUUGUCUGUUUGUUUUCUUAAAGCAAAAUAUCAUUUUCUGUUACUAUGUACUUAAGCUGUUUUGUGAGAUUCACCUUAAUGCAUUUAUAAUUAACUAGAGCUAAAUGUGGCGAUGUGUAGCCACUUUAACAACAUAUUCCCACGCUUACAUGGACAAUAACAAGAAAACGCCCGUUCGCGUGCCAUUCUCACCCUUGGCACACAGAUCUUAUUGCAGUCAUAUAUGUUGCAUAUCUGUAAAGUCUUUUAUGGUUUUAUGCUGUUAAUUGCAGCUGAUAUCCUUCCUUAUGAGGAUGAAACGUGACUAGCAGCUCUGUUGAGUUUUUAAAAUCAAACUGAUUGAUGACGCCUGUCCUGUUUUUCAUCUCUGUCGCUUUCUUCCCUUCUGCUAUCUCAUUCACGCACAAACACAGUUUUGGCCAUCACCCGUGGGUCUCUGAAAUAUGGGGCUCAGUUAUCUACACCGUGGCUGAAUCUCCCUGCUUAGACUAAACACAGACCCCUCGUGCAUGCACGCGCACACACACGCGCUCACGCACUCACUAUCACAGGCCCUCUUGCGAUUUAUGUCCUUCAGUACAGGAGCUGGCCUCUUACCGCCGCUCAGCACAGAGCACUCCAGAGAAUUCACUAAGAAAACAAAAAGAAGGAACGCUAUGAUAACUGAGAGCAGAUCAGCGAAAGAAUGACCCGGCGCUUUGCAGAGGGUGUUAUUGUGUGUUGAGUGAGUGUCUCUCUUGAGCUCUGGUAUUUAUGUGAUUGCUAGUUAUAGGCAGACCUAAUCACACAGAAGUGUAUGGAAAUUCCCUGCAGGCUUUGGAUCGCUCCGUAUGUUCAGAGGCUCCCUGUCUCAGUGAUUCCUCCCUGUGUUUUUGAGGAAUUAAGGAGAGAUCUACAUCAGCGCUCUCUGUUCAGUAGCACUUUUUAUGAAGCCUGUAUCUAGCACAGUUUUUUGAAUGCAAAUUAAUUCACAGUACCUUGUAAUACUCGCUCAGUCACCUUCAAUGACUAUAACGCAUUAUAAAACAUAACAUGAAUUUGGUGUUCAUGUGUUGUUUUUAAGGGUGUAACCAUUAGAUAAGUAUUAUAGUGUAUUAAACUCGUCAUAGUUAUUCAUAAGAACACAAAACUGAUAAUAAGUAAUUAGGAAUGCAUUGUAUAAGCUAAAUUGGGCGCUUUUUAAUCUCAGUGUUGGAGAGUGGCCCAAUUCUGUUUAUAUAAUGCAUUAUAACACCAUAAACCUGGAUUCACUCUAUAUAUAACCGUAUACAGGCUUUAUAGAGGUGUUUUAUGUUUAUUUUUGUUAUAGUGAUGGUGCAUGGCUGCUUGUAGCAUAAGCUAACUUUCCAUACCGUUUGGCUUUUUCCAUCUACCUGGCUUGAAACUGCGUUCUGCCAUGAGUGUGAAUGAGCAUGAGGUGUUGCUUCAUGUUCUAGUAUGAACAUUUUUCAUCCUCAUUAAACUCACUGAGGCAUGUCUGUGGAGGGAGAGAGAGAAAGAGCAAGCGUGGGGCGGCCAGGCUUCACAUGGGCUGUAAGGACCCGACGUAUUUUCCAGUCGCUCAUUUUGCUGUCCAGAUUUUUAAUCUAACCUAUUUUGCCCCAUUACAUGAGACAUUUAUCAUACUGUAUACUGAAAUACUUAAAUGGGUUAUUUCAGGUUAUAUGUCCCAUAAUUCUUAGCGUUAAUCGGUAGUAUUGCCAUCCAGGCUUGUUACUAAAGACCUUGACACAACUGUGAGAACACGGCCAGAGAUGUCUCAUACACACAUGCAUACAUAGAAAUCUAUAUUUAUUAAUGUUGAUGGUUGGACCUAGAUUAGUUGAACAAUUUGCACAAAUGUCUGUGGAAGAGAAUAUAUCCGUCUGAACAAAAUGGCUGUUAAAGGCUAUUAAAAAAAGAAAAGAAUGAACUAGUAACACUAACAGUUGUCUUGAAAUUAAAAUUAAAGAAGAAGCGAAACCUUUCUAAGUGUCAAAUCAAAGCUGUUAACAAAGAUUUUCAAAAUUGUUACCAUGUGGUUGAUGAUGUACUGUUGCUAUCUUUUUCUGCGUCUCGUUUGAUUUUGAUUCCAACUCAUCUUACAGUUUUGGGAUUGUUUGUUUUUGUUUUGCAGUCCUUGAUAGUGUGCGUGAUUGCAAUCUUGAAAACUACAGCGUGUUUUAUAAUACAAAACAUGUAUGUCUAUUCUUGGGCUUGGAGAAACAUCCAUGACCGUGUUUCGAGUGGACUGAAGGAUGCCAAGACCUCUGCUUGAGAACUGUGAUCCUAAUAGCACUCUGGGUUGCUGGGAAGUCAGUGUUAUUUUAGAUUAGCAUCAUUCGUGCGUUUGCAGGAGAUGAUAACCAUGUUGCGCUGACUGUUUUGGUCAGAUGAUCAGCAUCACUCGACACAAAGCCUCAUUUGUUGUUCGUAGUAAUUUAUCGCACACGUAAACACACUUAAAAAUUUUAUGGUGUCCUAAGUAGAUUGCCUAUUAAAUUGUUUACUUAUUAACUCAUCUUGAAUUGUCAUUAUUUACCCAAACGGUCCGUCAACACGUCCACAUUUUUCAUGCAUUACUUCCCUCCACUUAGUUUGAUGGACUGAGACUGUUUAAAGCAUGAAACCACAUAAAACAUCCGCUGAAGGAUUUGGCAAGUUUAUGUCUGACUUUCCGUGAAUUCGGUGCCAAACGAAGCUAGUCUGCUUUAGAAAGUGCCACAAAUAAUAACCUGCCUGUCGUUCAUCAGCAACCAAAGCCAGGUCAUGUGACCUUUUACUGUUUAUAACAAGUUUGUUUUAUAUUUAAACCUUUAAUUGACACAAUAAGAGGUCAAACCGAAACCAGGCCUGCUGUGCUUGGUUAGCUGCUGGAGUCCAGUUAGAUGAAGCACCAGAACAGACGCCUUUAUUAAGUGUAUAAUAGAACUGUUUGAGUGUCUGAGUAGAAUGAAGCAGUAUUAUUCACAAGGACCUUAUCUUCAUUUCGACUCAGAAAUGUGGUGUAUGUGGUAACGCAGUCGUUUUCUAGACUGUUAUAAAGAAAAGUGUGCCUACUUAAGAGAAAAUGUCAGGCUUGUAGUUGGCACUCCUGUUUUUUUCCUCUGGAUUUUGUCCUAAGAGAGUGUCAGACCUCAAUAUCACCCCAUCCACAUCAUGCUUUCUUGGCUCCAGCAACCCUGCCUUCUGUCACAGAAGGGUCUAUCUUUUCUAAUGAUUCAUGCUCUUUUUCUAUGCAGUACACAGAAACACUGUCAAGAAGGAUUCUCGCCCUUUCCCCUUUAAUUUAAUGAAGAAAAAUAAAUGGAAAAAUGUCAACUUUAACCCAAAGCUGGUCAUCUUUUCUUUUUUUUUUCUUUCUUAUUUUAGUAUUUUCAUGUUAUCAGAAAAGACUGCCUUAUGUUUAUUUGGAAAAGAUAAAAGAUUUCUGUAAAAAGAAAAUGAAAAGGCGUAUUGUAUUCAGCUUUUGCCUUUGUAUGUAUAUAAACUCUAUCAUUCAGUCCUU